AUGAUCGACCCCAAAGCCGAGAAGAAAUUGAUCCGCAAGAUGGACCUGCACAUUGUGCCCCUGAUCGUCAUUACCUACAUCUUGAGCUACCUUGACCGUACCAACAUCGGCAAUGCCAAAAUCGCAGGCAUGCCAACAGACAUACACCUCCACGGAACUCAAAUCAACCUGGCCGUUUCCAUCUUCUACGUAACAUAUAUCAUCUUCGAGAUCCCCAUCACUCUCCUGGUCCGAGUCAUAGGACCUUCGAGACUGAUCCCCUGCAUCCUCGUCUCCUGGUCCCUCGUCACCGCCUUCUCGGGAUUCGUGUCCAGCCCUGGCAGCCUCAUAGCCUGCCGGCUGUUGCUGGGAAUGACCGAAGCCGCCCUUUUCCCAAUCCUCAACCUCUACGUCACCCUAUUCUGGAAACGCGAAGAAAUCGCCAAACGCGCCGCAGGGAUAUUCAUCGCGAUCGCCCUCUCCGGAGCAUUCGGCGGUCUUUUCGCCGGCGCCCUUACGGGCAUCGACGUCCACGGCUACCAUGGCUGGCGCUGGCUGUACUUCACCGAAGGAAUCGUCUCCUUCUGCUGGGCAAUUGCAAGUUUCUUCUUGUGGCCUGACUCACCCGAUACAGCAUACUUCUUGAACGCCGAGGAGAAGCAAAUGGCCAAAGGUCGCAUCGAAGCCCAAGCUAAGGACGGGCCCUUCGAAUGGUCCCAAGUCACCGACGCAUUCAAGUCGCCUAUCUGCUGGCUUUCAGGCUUCAUCCAAAUGUGCGCCGACACCUACAACUACUCGAUCUCGACGUUUCUACCGACCAUCAUUAAAGGCCUCGGCUACACCUCCAAGCAGACCCAGUACCACACGAUCCCAAUCUACCUCGUAGGCGCUGUCGCAUUCUUCGGCUUCGCGUGGCUGGCGGACCGCACGCAACGCCGUGCACCAAUCAUGCUGUUCUUCCCACUGUUCACUAUGCUCGGGUACGCUAUCCUCCUUGGCUGGAACGUCGCUCCUGGCGCCAAGUACUUCGCCUGCUUCCUUAUCGUCACAUUCGGGAGUGUCCUGCCCGGUCUCAAUAUCACGUGGCUCAACGGCAAUAUGGGACCGCGGUACAAGCGUGCCACUGCCUUGGCAAUGAAUCAGACUAUCGGGAACUUUGGCGGUAUCAUCUGUGGACAGAUAUACUUGGACAAAGAAAGUCCGCGAUUCGUCACUGGUCAGGCUGUUGCUUUAAGCUGUUGCUGCCUAUCUUGGUCGGGAGUCUGGGUCAUGUGGUGGAUGUUGAAGGCACGUAAUGAUAAGAGGGACGAGAUGGUGCAGGCUGGUCAAGAGGAUACUGGUAAGGGUGACGAGAGCAUCUACUUUCGUUAUCAGUUGUAA
Messenger RNA from Exophiala viscosa, 1359 nucleotides. RefSeq names its product nicotinic acid plasma membrane transporter. The coding region runs from base 1 to 1359 and encodes 452 amino acids. Gene Ontology annotation, biological process: transmembrane transport. Gene Ontology annotation, cellular component: membrane. The transcript is spliced from 3 exons. Gene Ontology annotation, molecular function: transmembrane transporter activity. The record is from RefSeq and is a predicted model, not a curated record. Lineage: Eukaryota; Fungi; Ascomycota; Eurotiomycetes; Chaetothyriales; Herpotrichiellaceae.